Molecule: messenger RNA, 390 nt
Organism: Penicillium chermesinum
Lineage: Eukaryota; Fungi; Ascomycota; Eurotiomycetes; Eurotiales; Aspergillaceae
Exons: 1
Coding region: 1-390 (129 amino acids)
Source: RefSeq, a predicted model, not a curated record
AUGUUGAUGCAAUUGCAAGUUUCGAUGGCGAAACCAACCGCCUUUUAUACCUUCGACAUCCCACAUUAUCCUUACCCUGAAACUAUUUCAACCCGAUCAAAAGAUCCUUCCAGUCCGGCCCCCAUACUACGAACUCCCAAUCUGGGUGCGCGCCGCCGAUCUCUGGUACGCCUUGCAGCGUCACGUGGGCUUCGGUUGAUCAGGGCGCGCGCUCAUUCGUCUUGCGCAUACAACAGUCCCCUUGAAGAAACGGAGCAUCUGGCUCAAAUGCAACUAGAGGAUCUCACAGCGCCUCUCAGGGAGAUCCGUUGCGGGGACGGUGAAAAGUCAUACGACGCUGGACUCUGGGGCGGCCUCAUUGCCAAGAAGCGGGCUAUUCCCGUCCAAUAG